Messenger RNA from Spizellomyces punctatus DAOM BR117, 1925 nucleotides. Its product is annotated as ribosome biosynthesis protein NOC4. The transcript has 11 exons. Gene Ontology annotation, biological process: ribosome biogenesis. Gene Ontology annotation, cellular component: Noc4p-Nop14p complex; nucleolus; small-subunit processome. NCBI's taxonomy places the organism in Eukaryota, Fungi, Chytridiomycota, Chytridiomycetes, Spizellomycetales, Spizellomycetaceae. The coding region runs from base 67 to 1683 and encodes 538 amino acids. The record is from RefSeq and is a predicted model, not a curated record.
GAUCAACACUUGCUUGCUUUUUGGCCAUUGUUGUUUGAGAAUUUAUAUACGCACCUCUAGAACACCAUGGUCGCCGCCAAAAGGAAGAAGGGAAGCGCAACAGAAAUUGACGCUGCUGGAGUGCGGGAGCUGGCCAAGGAAUGUCUGGAGACCAAGGGAAAACUCAAUAAUAUCGUGACACUCCUGGAGCUGUGUGAGAGUGAGACCGAGGAAAUAGCGUACGCCUCGUUUGUUUCCAUUGGACACGUAUAUGCGACACUGCUGGAACGUGGAGAUUUCAAAAAGAGGAGAGCUGCUAGGGAUGUGGAAGAGCAGGAUGAUGUCAGCACAACAGUCGCGAAAUGGCUACGAGAGAAUCGGUCUGUUUAUGUUCAGUUAGCAUUUAGCUACCUGUCACAUCCGGAGCCUGCGAUGCAGGUGGCGGCUCUUGAAUCACUGAUGAGCGUUGUCAAGGAUGAGAGUUACCAGUUAAAGGAGUUUCACAACGCGCUCUAUCAGCAAGUUGUCGAGAAAUGCGUCGCAAAUGAUAACAUGAGCGAGCAUCUUUUGGAGAAUUUAACUGAGACUAUCAAUACCUACGAUGAUGUGCGAUACUACUUCUAUAAAGAUUUUGGCAAGAUUUUGGGUAGUACGCUGGAUAAUCGAAAUGGCAUAGACAGUAAAAUGAAGACUACUUCAAAGCGUCGAAAACGUUCGUUUGCUACAGACAAACUUCCCGCCGUUAUAACUACUGGAUUCAAUAUUCUUUCACGGAUACGGGACCCGGUGGAGGAGAGCGAAUUGGGUACAUAUCUAUAUGAGUCCGACUCAUCCCGUGAAAAGAAGCCAGUCGUUGCAUCUGCCAAAGAGCACAAACGAGUGUUUAGUGAAUGUUGGCUUGCAUUUCUGAGACAGUCUAUGUCAGCCGACAUGCAUAAGCGAGUCUUACUGGCGAUGCACAAGAAGAUUAUCCCAUUCUUAUCGAAGCCAACGCUAUUGAUUGAUUUUCUGGUGGAUUCAUAUGACCAUGGGGGAGCCGUGAGUAUCCUUGCUCUCAACGGACUCUUUACGUUGGUCACGGAACACAAUCUCGAUUAUCCCGACUUCUAUACCAAGCUUUACGCCCUUUUCGACAAAAACCUUCUUCAUGUCAAAUACCGUUCACGUUUCCUCCGAUUGGUUGAUCUAUUCCUCUCCUCCAGUCAACUGCCAUCGUAUCUAGUCGCAGCUUUCAUUAAAAAGAUGUUACGCCUGGCUCUAAAUGCUCCACCAGCAGCUAUUGUGACCAUUAUUCCUUUUGUGUACAAUCUGCUCAAAAGACACCCUGCUUGCUUGUGUUUGAUUCACCGGGAACAGUCCCCAGAACAAGUUGGAAAAGAGGCCGAAGAUCCCUAUCUCGUUGAUGAACCAAAUCCGGCUCUUUGCAAGGCAUUGGAGAGUUCAUUGUGGGAAUUGCAGACUUUGAAGAGUCAUUAUCUGCACACGAUAUCGGGAUUGGUCCGUGUGUUCGAAGAACCCAUUGCGAAACAGCCAUCUUAUGAUCUGGAGGAUUUCCUGGACCAUUCAUACGCUACGCUCUUCGAAAGUGAAGUAAAGAAAAAAACUGUAGCAGCUUCGCCAGCGUUGGCGACACAUACCGAGAUUGUUGGCAUUUUUGAGCCAGUCGGAAGGCAGAUUUCGGAUUUUGCGUGCUUUGAACUGUAAAUUAUGUAGAUCUUGUUUGUAGCCAUAACUUGUCACUUUAAGUAGGGCAAAUAGAACGGAAGUCCCAGAGCAUCCGGCUCUGUCGCAGUACACAUUAUUUCCGGAGUUUGGGGGCGAAAGAAAGGGGAAAAUCGAAGUCAAGGGUAUACGAAUGCAACAGGCAAUUUAGCAAUGGAAACAAAAGAUUGGCUGAAUCCAAAAAGUAUCAAUCAAUUAUAAUACAAAAGAAACCAGGUACUCCA